UUCCCAAUCAGUAAGACCCCGUUUACAUCUCCAGCUCUCGACACACCUUCGAUCACCUCCGCCGACGAUUGCAACUUCCAUUCCCACCGGAUUCCCCAACGCCGUCGACGAGAUCGCGGAGGGCGAAGGUGGCGUGAAGAAGAGGAGCACAAGAAUAUCCAAGAAGGCCUCGCCAGAGAUCGGCAGCGCUGGGUGCGACUCAGUCACGCCACGGCCCGUUCCACGCGAACGCGGGCUCACGGCUCUUCCCCUUCUUGCCUAAUGCGCAGCGCACCCGAUACCUAGAGUCCCUCCCCCCGCCCCCUAUGGAUUUCGUCAGCCGCUACGCCACCACCGCCUCCCCGUCAGUAGACCACCAUCACCAUCCGGCGCCUCAUCUGGAGCCAUCUCCAGCGCUGGUUGCUGCCCCCGCUGGUCCCGCCGUCCCCGAGGAGCCAGAGUACUUGGCUCGGUACAUGGUGGUCAAACACUCGUGGCGCGGCCGGUACAAGCGAAUCUUGUGCAUUUCCAGCUCCGCCAUCAUAACGCUGGAUCCUACCACGCUGGUUGUCACCAAUUCUUACGAUGCGCUGGAAGAUUUCGAGGGGGCGGCUCCUGUGUCGGGGCGGGGAGAUGAUAUCGGCUCGCAGGAGUUCACCGUUAGCGUACGGACAGAUGGGAAGGGGAAGUUCAAGGCUAUGAAGUUCUCGUCGAGGUUUAGGGCGAGCGUCCUGACACUGUUGCACCGUCUCAGGUGGGGUAAGUUGGGACCGAUCAUGGAAUUCCCAGUGCUUCAUCUACGGAGAAGGACUUCCACAUGGGUUCCAUAUAAAUUGAAGGUUACAGCUACUGGCGUUGAAGUUAUUGAAGGACAGUCUGGAGAUCCUCGGUGGUGUUUGGAUUUUAGGGACAUGGAUUCUCCCCCAAUCAUACUCCUCACAGACAGUUAUGGAAAUAGCAGUUCAGAUUGGGGAGGGUUUGUUUUAUGCCCCCUGUAUGGGAGAAAAAGUAAAGCCUUUAGAGCUGCCUCUGGAACUUCUAAUUCUGCAAUUGUAUCAUACCUGACUAAAACUGCAAAAACUACUGUUGGGUUGUCGUUGUCUGUUGACAGUUCUCAGAAGAUGACUGUCGUGGAUUUUUUAAACAAAAGAGCAAAGGAGGCAGUUGGAGCAAAUGACAACCCUUAUGGGGAAUGGUCAGUAACAAGGUUGCGUUCUGCUGCAAAGGGCACAGCUAAUGUUGAGAGUCCAAAUCUUGGAAUUGGACCAAAAGGAGGCCUUGGAGAACAAGGGGAUUCUGUAUCUCGGCAGUUGAUUCUCACUAAACUUGCAAUUAUUGAAAGACGCCCAGAUAACUAUGAGGCUGUCAUUAUUCGUCCUCUUUCUGUUGUAAGUUCUCUUGUUCGGUUUUCUGAAGAACCACAGAUGUUUGCAGUUGAGUUCAGUGAUGGAUGUCCUGUUCAUGUCUAUGCAAGCACUUCUCGUGACAACUUACUGGCAGCAUUGCGUGAUGUUCUGCAAUCAGAGAGCCAGAGUCCAGUUCCUAUAUUGCCAAGAUUGACCAUGCCUGGUCACCGUAUAGAUCCUCCUUGUGCUUGUUUUAAUCUUCAGACGCGGCUGCUUCCUCUUAGUCAACGGAAUCCUGUUUCUGAUAUGGAAACUGCAUCCAUGCACUUGAAACAUUUAGCUGCAGCUGCAAAAGAUGCUGUUGGUGAAGCAGGUACAAUCCCUGGCUCAAGAGCUAGGUUAUGGCGCAGAAUAAGGGAAUUUAACGCUUGUAUAGCAUAUAGUGGAGUGCCUCCUAAUCUUGAAGUGCCUGAGGUAGUCUUAAUGGCAUUGAUCACAAUGCUUCCAGCCACACCAACCCUUCCUCCGGAUGCUCCUCCACUUCCCCCUCUGUCUCCCAAAGCAGCAGCUACAAUCAUUGGGUUCAUUGCAUGCUUACGAAGGAUACUUAUAUCCAGAGCUGCAGCAUCUCAUCUUAUAUCGUUUCCUGCUGCAGUUGCAAGAAUAAUGGGUUUACUAAGAAAUGGGUCAGAAGGUGUAGCAGCUGAAGCAGCCGGAUUGGUAUCAAUGCUUAUAGGUGGUGGUCCUGGUGAUUCCAGUAUAUUGGUCGACUCAAAAGGAGAGACACAUGCCACUUAUAUGCAUACUAAAUCUGUCUUAUUCGCACAUCAAAAUUCUGUGACUGUUCUUGUAAAUAGAUUAAAACCUGCAUCUGUUUCUCCAUUGUUCUCCAUGUCAGUUGUGGAAGUUCUUGAAGCUAUGCUUUGUGAACCACAAGGUGAAACGACUCAGCACACUACUUUUGUUGAAUUGCUACGUCAGGUUGCAGGUUUACGUCGUCGCUUGUUUGCAUUAUUUGGGCACCCUGCAGAAAGUGUGAGAGAGACAGUAGCUGUCAUCAUGCGUACUAUAGCAGAGGAGGAUGCAAUUGCAGCAGAAUCUAUGCGUGAUGCUGCCUUAAGAGAUGGUGCUCUUUUGAGGCACUUGCUGCAUGCCUUUUUUAUUGUUACUAGGGAGCGCCGUGAUGUUAGUCGACAACUUGUAGCACUUUGGGCAGAUUCUUAUCAACCCGCUCUUGAUUUGCUUUCAAGAGUUAUUCCUCCUGGGCUUGUUGCUUAUUUGCACACACGAAUAGAUGCUGCUUCUGAAGAUCAGAACCAAUUAAACGAAGAAGUACCUUUAACGAAGAGAAGACAAAGGCGCAUAUUUCAGCAGAGGAAAUCUAAUUUUGGAGGAGCUAUUAUGCCUCAGGAACCUGGGACGCAUUCUUUUCAAAAUAUUCAAGAUGGUGAUUCAACUAAUGCUUCAGUGGCGACACAAAUAAAUCUGAAACCUUUCCAAGAAUCAAACUUGGGACAGUAUUUGGUUUCUCCAUUUGCUAACCCUGGCGUAAGCCAUCCCAGUGAACUCACAUAUGGGGUUCAGCAUAAUGCUGCUUCGGGGAUCGUUGAUGUUGAUCAUGUUUAUCAAGUACCUACAACACAAAAAAUAGAUCUGAAUGCUUCUAUUUCGGUUGAUUCUGCAAACUCUGUUGGUUUCAUGAAUCCUGAAUUUGCUGCCCCAGCACAGGUAGUCGUAGAAAACACACCUGUUGGAUCAGGUAGGCUGUUAUGCAAUUGGUAUGGAUUCUGGAGAGCAUUUGGUCUAGAUCACAAUCGUGCUGAUCUAAUAUGGAAUGAACGGACUAGACAAGAGCUUCGUGAGGCUUUGCAAGCAGAAGUUCAUAAACUGGAUGUUGAAAAGGAGCGAACAGAGGAUAUUCUUCCUGAAGGUGCUAUUCUUGAAGUGAAUAAUGGACAGGAUAAUGCACCUAAGAUUUCAUGGAAUUAUGCAGAAUUUUUAGUGAGCUACCCCAGCUUAUCAAAAGAAGUCUGUGUUGGACAGUAUUAUCUGCGUUUGCUGCUUGAAAGUGGAAGCAGCUGUGGAGCACAAGACUUUCCUUUGCGCGACCCUGUUGCCUUUUUCCGAGCAUUGUACCAUCGUUUCUUAUGUGAUGCAGACACUGGGCUUAUCGUUGAUGGUGCUAUUCCUGAUGAGUUGGGAUCAUCAGAUGAUUGGUGUGAUAUGGGAAGAUUAGAUGGUUUUGGUGGAGGAGGAGGUUCUGCUGUUCGAGAGCUUUGUGCAAGGGCAAUGUCCAUUGUGUAUGAACAAAAUUACAAAACCAUUGGGCAUUUUGAUGGUACAGCUCACAUUACUGUCCUGUUGGACCGAACAGAUGAUCGAGCAUUGAGGCACCGAUUACUGUUACUUUUAAAGGUCUUAAUGAAGGAUCUAUCAAAUGUGGAAGCAUGUGUUCUAGUGGGUGGUUGUGUUUUAGCUGUUGAUCUCCUAACUGCAGCUCAUGAGGCUUCUGAGAGGACUUCUAUUCCUUUGCAAUCCAAUCUGAUUGCUGCUACUGCUUUUAUGGAACCUCUUAAGGAAUGGAUGUUUAUCGACAAGGAUGGAGCAAAAGUAGGGCCGAUGGAGAAAGAUGCAAUCAGAAGGUUUUGGUCCAAGAAAAAUAUUGAUUGGACUACCAAGUGUUGGGCUUCUGGCAUGGCUGACUGGAAACGUUUGCGUGACAUUCGAGAACUGCGUUGGGCACUUGCUGUUCGGGUUCCUGUUUUAACUCCAAUUCAGGUGGGAGAGGCUGCUUUAGCUAUAUUGCACAGUAUGGUAUCUGCACGAUCUGAUCUUGAUGAUGCUGGAGAGAUUGUGACGCCAACACCAAGGGUGAAGCGAAUUUUGUCUAGUCCUCGUUGCCUUCCACAUAUUGCUCAGGCUAUUCUUAUGGGUGAACCAAGCAUUGUUGAAGCAGCUGCUUCCUUGCUCAAGGCUAUUGUGACUAGAAAUCCCAAGGCAAUGGUUCGAUUGUACAGCACUGGUGCCUUUUAUUUUGCUCUAGCUUAUCCUGGAUCAAAUCUUCAUUCAAUUGCACACCUCUUUUCUGUGACGCAUAUCCACCAAGCAUUUCAUGGUGGAGAAGAGGCGGCAGUAUCCUCAUCGUUGCCCCUAGCAAAAAGAAGUGUACUGGGUGGGCUUCUUCCAGAAUCCUUGUUAUAUGUACUGGAGCGAAGUGGACCAGCAGCUUUUGCGGCAGCAAUGAUAUCUGAUUCUGAUACUCCAGAAAUUAUAUGGACACAUAAGAUGCGAGCAGAAAACCUAAUCCAACAGGUUUUGCAGCAUCUUGGAGAUUUUCCACAGAAGUUAUCACAGCAUUGUCAUUCUUUGUAUGAUUAUGCCCCUAUGCCCCCAGUAACUUACCCAGAAUUAAAAGAUGAAAUGUGGUGCCAUCGUUAUUACCUCAAAAACUUGUGUGAUGAGAUUAGAUUUCCCAAAUGGCUCAUUGUUGAGCAUAUUGAAUUUUUGCAAUCACUGCUGGUUAUGUGGCGUGAGGAAUUAACUCGACGUCCAAUGGAUCUUUCAGAAGAAGCGGCAUGCAAAAUAUUAGAGAUCUCCAUGGAUGACAUUGUCAUUGAUAAGAACAGAAAAUCUUUAGAGACUGCAAAUGGUAAUUUGGGCACAUCAAGUCAGAUUGAAAACAUAGAUGAAGAAAAGCUUAAACGGCAAUAUCGAAAAUUAGCAAUAAAGUAUCAUCCUGACAAAAACCCUGAAGGGAGGGAGAAAUUUGUUGCUGUGCAAAAGGCUUAUGAAAGGUUGCAGGCAGCCAUGCAAGGAUUGCAAGGUCCACAACUUUGGAGGUUGUUACUUUUGUUGAAAGGGCAGUGUAUCCUGUACAGACGAUAUGGUGAUGUCUUGGAGCCAUUUAAGUACGCUGGUUAUCCUAUGUUGCUCAACGCUGUUACCAUUGAUAAGGAUGAUAACAAUUUUCUCUCAUCAGAAAGGGCCCCUCUACUUAUUGCAGCUUCUGAGCUGAUUUGGCUGACGUGUGCAUCAUCUUCACUAAAUGGUGAAGAGCUUAUCAGAGAUGGUGGUAUUCCCCUCUUAGCGACCCUUCUUUCCCGUUGCAUGUGUGUUGUUCAACCCACAACACCUACAAAUGAACCAUCUGCCAUCAUUGUUACAAAUAUAAUGCGCACCUUUUCUGUCGUGAGUCAGUUUGAAAUGGCAAAGGCUGAAAUGCUUAAAGUUGGAGGUGUUAUACAAGAUAUCGUGCACAGUACUGAACUAGAAUUUGCUUCAGCAGCUGUCGAUGCAGCUCUCCAGACUUCAGCUCAUUUAUGUGGAUCAUCUAGAUCACAGGAUGCUUUACUUUCUGCUGGCCUAUUGUGGUAUCUAUUACCACUUCUUCUACAGUAUGAUUCUACAGCAGAAGAGAAUGCUUUGAACGAGGCUCAUGGUGUUGGUUCUAGUAUUCAGAUUGCUAAAAAUAUCCAUGCAGUACUCGCAAGUCAGGCCUUAUCAAAACUAUGCGGUGUUUCUGAAGAUGGAGUGCCAACCCCAUGUAAUGAUUUAGCUGCUAAUGCACUCAAGGGUUUACUUACACCUAAGCUCGCUAACAUGCUUAAAAGUCAGGAACCUAGGGAUCUCCUGUUAAAUUUAAACGCAAAUUUGGAAACUCCAGAGAUUAUUUGGAACUCUUCCACUCGAGCUGAAUUGCUCAAGUUUGUGGAUGAACAGCGGGCUAAUCAAGGCCCUGAUGGUUCAUAUGAUUUGUCAGAAACACAAUCUUUCACUUAUGAAGCUCUAUCAAAUGAGCUCCAUGUUGGCAAUGUUUACUUGAGGAUCUACAAUAAUCAGCCGGACUAUGAUAUAGGUGAACCGGAGCCUUUUUCUGUUUCUCUUCUGAAAUUUAUAUCAGAACUGGUGCAUAAUCUCAAGGAAUCAGAUGUACCUGCUGAUUGUAAAGUAGAUAAUAAUUCUUCAUCUCCUGAGCCAUCUGAGCAUCAAAAUGAUACAAUGAAUAUGAUAGCUAAUGAAGGUAAAGCAGAUGCAUUGAACAUUGAUGAAAGGAGAGGGAAACCUGAAGUAAUAAUGAACCUUCAAACUGGGUUGACGUCUCUUCAGAAUUUACUGACAAGCAAACCUGGUUUGGCUUCCAUGUUUUCUACCAAAGAAAAGCUUGCACCUCUGUUUGAAUGCGUCACUGUUGAUAUUCCACUUAAAAGCAAUAUUCCUCAAAUAUGUCUUACAGUGCUUCUGCUUUUAACAACUCAUGCUCCUUGCCUGGAAGCUAUGGUUGCAGAAAGGGCUAAUGCAAUUCUUUUAUUACAGCUACUCCACAAAAGUCCUGCUUGCAGGGUAGGGGCUCUUGCUGUCCUCUAUUCUUUGGCAAGCACUCCUGAGCUUGCCUGGGCUGUAGCAAAGUAUGGUGGAGUUGUGUACAUUCUUGAACUUAUCUUGCCAAAGCGUGAAGAAAUUCCUUUCCAGCAAAGAGCCGCGGCUGCAUCCUUGUUGAGCAAGCUUGUUGGACAGCCAAUGCAUGGCCCUAGAGUAGCUAUAACACUAGCAAGGUUUCUACCAGAUGGCUUAGUAUCAUGUAUCAGGGAUGGACCUGGUGAAGCAAUAAUUUCGGCUCUUGAACAAACAACAGAAACACCUGAGCUUGUGUGGACACCAGGUAUGGCGGCUUCUCUUUCUGCACAAUUGUCAACUAUGGCAUCAGAUCUCUACCAGGAUCAAAUGAAAGGCUGCCUUGACGAUUGGGAUGUUCCUGAGCAGGCAUCAGGCCAACAGGCCAUCAGAGAACCUCAGGUUGGUGGUAUUUAUGUAAAUAUAUUCUUGAAAGAUCCUAAGUUUCCUUUGAGAAACCCAAAGAGAUUCCUGGAAGGACUAUUGGAUCAGUAUAUUUCCUCAAUUGCUGCCUUCCAUUAUGACCCAAGAUCUGUUGAUCGUAAACUUCCUACAACACUGUCUGAUGCAAUCCUCUCAUUACUACGCGUACACCCUGCCCUUGCAGACCAUGUCGGUUAUCUUGGAUACGUUCCGAAAUUAGUUGCUGCCAUGGAGCAUGAAGGAAGCCGAAAAAAGAUGGCACCUAUAGAGUUGAAUAAUAGCAAUGAUGGUUAUGAAGAAACAGAUAGACAAACAGACUCCAGUGGUCGGACUCUUCAAGAAAAUAUACGCCAUGGUUGUUUAUGGAUACUGCACCAGUUGGCAACUAGUACAACUUGUGCAGAAGCUAUGGCGACUACUAGUGUUGGGACCCCUCAGGUUGUGCCUUUGCUCAUGAAAGCAAUUGGAUGGCAAAACUGUGGUUUAGUAGCUUUGGAAACAUUAAAGCGUGUCGUUGUUGCUGGAAAUCGUGCUCGAGAUUCUCUAGUCGCACAGGCACUGAAGAUUGGUCUUGUUGAGAUACUUCUUGGCCUUCUUGAUUGGAGAGCUGGUGGACGACAUGGAUUGAGUGCAGAAAUGAAGUGGAGUGAAACUGAUGCUUCAGUUGCUCGAGUACUUGUAGUAGAGGUUUUGCAUGCUUUUGCCACUGAAGGUGCCCAUUGCUCUAGAAUUCGAGAAAUCUUAGAUGGUUCUGAUGUAUGGAGUGCUUAUAAAAAUCAAAAGCACGAUCUUUUCCUUCCUUCAAAUGCCCAGUUCGCUGCUGCCGGUGUUGCUGGGCUCAUUGAGAGUUCAUCAUCAAGAUUUACAUAUGCACUUACUGCUCCACCUUCCCAGUCAAUCCCUUCUAUUGCAGCUCCAAAUUCUAAUGAAAGAAACAACCACAGGUCCACAUAGAGAGAGACAUUUGCUAUGGUAGCAAUGACUUCCCAUCAGAAUUACAGUUUUUCCAGCUCCUUUUUGUUACCCCAAAUAGUAAAUAGUGUACAGCAUCUUGAUACUUGAAGGAAAGAGUCAAAUUUCAUUUAUUUGGUUGUACAAAUUGGCUCCUAUCGGUCAUUAUACCUUGUCUGUCUAUAUGUAGUCACGGAAAUAAUUGAGGUUUUUUUUGGUUGGGCCUUGUCAAUCAUUUUGAGGUGAGGUUGCAUUCAUGACUGGAUAAUUUUGAGUUUUUCCUGAGUAAUAGAAAAAGAUAGCGAUAGAAAAACUAUUGGUCUGUGUGGGGCUUUGGCGUGCAAAAUUUAGUACCAAGUAGCCAUCCAAAUGCCUUCUUGAGCCAUUGUUUAAGGUCUUUCUGUGCACUGUGAUUCUGUAUUUUCUCAUUGAAGAAAUCUGCAUGAUAAAGUUGUUUUUUCA
This is a messenger RNA of Zingiber officinale, 8552 nucleotides long. Its product is annotated as dnaJ homolog subfamily C GRV2-like. The record is from RefSeq and is a predicted model, not a curated record. Gene Ontology annotation, biological process: regulation of early endosome to late endosome transport; receptor-mediated endocytosis; endosome organization. The transcript is spliced from 23 exons. NCBI's taxonomy places the organism in Eukaryota, Viridiplantae, Streptophyta, Magnoliopsida, Zingiberales, Zingiberaceae. Bases 306 to 8093 code for a protein of 2595 amino acids. Gene Ontology annotation, cellular component: endosome membrane.